This is a messenger RNA of Danio rerio (zebrafish), 1140 nucleotides long. The record is from RefSeq and is a predicted model, not a curated record. NCBI's taxonomy places the organism in Eukaryota, Metazoa, Chordata, Actinopteri, Cypriniformes, Danionidae.
AUGCGAAAACCACAACUAACCUGGUCGGAUAACAGACUGUCACGUCUGUGUGGAAAGAGUUUUGAAAGAAAAGGCUAUCUUAAGAUUCACAUGAUGAUCCACACUGGAGAGAAACCAUUCACAUGCACUCAAUGUGGGAAGAGUUUUAACCGAUCAUCAUCCCUUAAUAAACACAUAAAAAUCCACACUGGAGAGAAACCAUUCACAUGCACUCAGUGUGGGAAGAGUUUCAACCAAUCAUCAUACCUUAACAAUCACAUGAAAAUCCACACUGGAGAGAAACCAUUCACUUGUACUCAGUGUGGGAAGAGUUUCAACCAAUCAUCAUACCUUAAUCUACACAUGAGGAUUCACACUGGAGAGAAACCAUUCACAUGCACUCAAUGUGGGAGGAGUUUCAACCGAUCAUCAUCCCUUAAUAAACACAUGAAAAUCCACACUGAAGAGAAACCAUUCACAUGCACUCAGUGUUUUAAGAGUUUCAACCGAUCAUCACAUCUUAACAAUCACAUGAAAAUCCACACUGGAGAGAAACCAUUCACAUGUACCCAGUGUGGGAAGAGUUUCAGCCAAUCAACAUACCUUAAUAAACACAUGAGGAUCCACACUGGAGAGAAACCAUUCACAUGCACUCAGUGUGAGAAGAGUUUCAACCAAUCAUCGUCCCUUAAUAAACACAUGAAAAUCCACACUGGAGAGAAACCAUUCAGAUGCACCCAGUGUGGGAGGAGUUUCAACCAAUCAUCACACCUUAACAGUCACAUGAAUAUCCACACUGGAGAGAAACCAUUCACAUGCACCCAGUGUGGGAAGAGUUUCAACCAAUCAUCAUCCCUUAAUAAACACAUAAAAAUCCACACUGGAGAGAAACCAUUCACAUGCACUCUGUGUGGGAAGAGUUUCAGCCAAUCAUCAUCCCUUAAUCUACACAUCAUGAGCCACACUGGAGAGAAACCAUUCAUGUCUAAUCAUCUUCUUCGAUGUGGGAUGAGUUUCAGCAACUCAUCAGAACUUAAUAAACACAUGAAGACCCACACUGGAGAGAAACCAAUCACAUGCACUCAGUGUGGGGAGAGUUUCAACAGAUCAUGUGUUCAUGUAGCUAGUGUUUUUGAUGAUGUUCACUGUCUGGCUCCCUGA